Molecule: messenger RNA, 1935 nt
Organism: Leptidea sinapis
Lineage: Eukaryota; Metazoa; Arthropoda; Insecta; Lepidoptera; Pieridae
Product: dynein assembly factor with WDR repeat domains 1
Exons: 9
Coding region: 74-1333 (419 amino acids)
Cellular component (GO): preribosome, large subunit precursor
Molecular function (GO): protein binding
Source: RefSeq, a predicted model, not a curated record
AACGCCUCAAUUGAUAAAACAUGGCAGAGACACACUUCAUAUAAAUUUUAUAAAAACAAAUUCCAAAGAAAUCAUGAGGCUGCUGAAGUUCCACCUGCGGUACCACCCGCCCGGGAUCGUGAUGGAGUACAUACAGAAGGGAGCGCUUAAGAGGAAGGACAUAGAUCUACUAGACCUGGACUCCAAUACAGAUACAAAAGAACUUGCGAGGCAGUUGAAGAAACGCGAGGCGCUGAUCACUGAAGAUGUCCAGGGUCUGUUGGAGCAAUGUCUGGACACCCUCAAGAAGCGCAUCGAACACGAGGGGCCGACGGGGAAACGAUUCUACAUUUACAAAACAUUGCAAACACAUGUACUGCCCUUGACUAAUGUCUGCUUUGAUAAAGAUGGGAAAAGAUGCCUGACUGGUAGCUACGACCGAACGUGCAAGAUAUGGGACAUCGACACCGGCACUGAACUGCAGACUUUGAAUGGUCACCAAAAUGUUGUUUACUCAGUUGCCUUUAACUUUCCAACGUGUGAUCGGGUAAUAACCGGAUCAUUUGACAAGACCGCGAGGAUAUGGGAUCCGGAGAGUGAGGAGUGUCUAGCCACACUGUGGGGCCACACGGGCGAGGUGGUGGCUGCUCACUUCAACACGAAGACAGAUUAUGCGGCCACUGGUUCCAUGGACCAUACCGCUAAGCUUUUUGACGCUAGAACUGGUACUGAGAUCAACACGUUCGUCGGACACACGGCGGAGGUGAUAGCCCUGCAGUUCGAUCCCAACGAAGGACAGCAGCUCAUCACCGGCUCGUUUGACGGCACCAUCUCGAUCUGGGACACGAGACUCAGGGAACGUGUGUCAGUGCUGAGGGGCCAUGAAGGAGAGAUAUCCAACGUGCAGUUCAACUGGGACAGCUCGCUGGUGGGCUCUUCGUCGCUGGAUGGCAGUGCCAAGCUCUGGGACACCAGGAAGACCGAAUGCCUUGCUACAGUCGCUGGACAUACCGAUGAGGUUCUAGACAUUUGUUUUGACUGGGCGGGCCAGCGUAUGGCCACCUCAUCCAGCGACUGCUCGGCGCGAGUGUACGACGUCCGCUCAGACUUCAAGGAGCUGGCUGUAAUGCGGGGACACAGGGAGGAAGUGUCCAAGGUUUGCUUCAGCCCCGCGGGAGGCUGUUUGCUGACCGCGUCUGCGGACAGAAGCGCCCGAGUUUGGAACACUACUACUGGCAACUGCAUUCAGGUGUUAUCGGGCCACUGCGGGGAGAUCUUUUCUUGUGCGUACUCGUACGCCGGAGACGCCAUCGUCACCGCUUCCAAGGACAACACCUGCCGGGUCUGGAGGUGACUGGACUGGUGGUUCCCCUGAACAAACUUAUAGACAAUUAUAUCUACUACCUCAUUGUUACGACUACGCAAGUGUCCAGAAGCUUCCAAUAUUAGAUUCAAUUCACAAAUAAAACUUAAGAAUGCAAUACUGAAGGUCAUAGAUAAGUUUUUUAUAGUUUCUACUACUUUAGGUAACGCAUUACAAUAAUAGUCUAUGGUCUAUGACUUACGCUCGCGAUACGUAAAAGUAUGUCACUUUUUUAGUAUGCGUGAGUUGCUGAAAAUAGAAGGUCGCUGCUAUUAUUUUUGUCAUGUAUACAAAUGUCACAUUCUAUCUAGAUCUAUUAAUUAUCUAAGCUGAGGGCUAUCACGUUACACAUAUAAAUUACAAUGAAAUUAAAUAUCUAAUAUAAUUUGACGAUGGAUCAUUGCAAUUGCCUUUCUUAAUUUAUUAUUUGUAACACAUUUUUGACAUUUGCGAUUGAAAUUAAGACAGUUCCUACCUACAAAUACUAAACAAAAUUGUUGUAAAUACAUUACGUACCGAAUUCAAUAUUUUAUAAUCUGCGUAUCUAUUAUUUAGUUUAAUUAUUGUUAUCAAUAUUAAAAAUUUACAACACA